AAAUCAAACCCCUGGAACUAGACACUGAUUUAUUGAUAAGGGUCUCAUACUUCUUGUACAGCCAGUCAUUUUAUCUAGUCCAUGUGUAUGUGCAGGCAUUGUAGCGGGGCGUGGCUAAGCGCGCGGUGACUUUUUCUCGCGGAGCUGCUUGAAAAGCUACGACUUGAGCUGGGCUUCCCUUCACGGCGGCAACAUGAAACCAGAGACCGUUCCAAGUGACGCGCGCCUCAACUUGUGAACAACACUGGCGUGGAAGUUUUGUAAAGCGAGGUGGAUGUUUACUCAAAACCCAUCACUGAGAACACGGUGGAUUAUUACAAGAUUUAUUUACCGCGGAACCCAAUCCAGAAUGCGCACUGAUGCAAUUUUCCAACAUUCCAUGCACAUCUGUUAAAAUUCUGCUGAGAUGAAUCCUAGGCCUCACAUUUACAUUUCUAUCGAAUUGAUCAUUGCUGUUUUGUCCAUCGCCGGCAAUGUUUUGGUUUGCUGGGCUGUUGCCAUCAACUCUACUCUGAAGAACGCAACUAACUACUUUUUGGUGUCCUUGGCGGUGGCCGAUAUCUUGGUUGGUUGUCUGGCUAUACCUUUCGCCAUCACCAUCAGCCUGAGUCUGGACGCAGACUUCUACGGAUGCCUGUUCCUCGCUUGCUUUGUUUUAGUUCUCACCCAGAGUUCAAUUUUUAGUCUUCUGGCAGUGGCAAUUGACAGAUAUCUGGCGGUCAAAAUUCCCCUAAGAUACAAGGAGCUGAUGACAGGGAAGAGGGCACGGGAGAUCAUAGCCGUCUUGUGGAUCCUGUCCUUCAUCAUCGGCCUGGUGCCCUUCCUUGGCUGGAACAAGUGGGAGGAUGCCUGCUGCCCCAAGAGCAGCAAUGAGACCCUGUCUGAAGAGUCGGAGGACCCCAACAACCCCAGCAACCCUGACCCCAACUGCAGUAUGCUGCAUAGCUGCCAGCUCAAGUGUCUGUUCGAGGGCGUGGUGGACAUGGGCUACAUGGUCUACUUCAACUUCUUCGGCUGCGUGCUGCCUCCGCUGCUCAUCAUGCUGGGCAUCUACAUCAAAAUCUUCACGGUGGCGCGGCACCAGAUGCGGCAGAUCGAGCUCAAGUGCAGCGUGGGCAACGGCGAGAGCCACCACCAUGGCCUGCUGCAGCGGGAGAUCCGUGCAGCCAAGUCGCUGUCCAUCAUCGUGGGGCUGUUCGCCCUGUGUUGGCUGCCGGUGCACAUCCUCAACUGCCUCACACUCUUCUACGAGGGCCUGGAGAAGCCAGACGAGGUCAUGUACGUGGCCAUCCUGCUGUCGCACACCAACUCGGCCGUCAACCCCAUCAUAUACGCCUACCGCAUACAGGACUUCCGCGUGACCUUCCGGAAGAUUCUCUCCAGACACUUCCUGUGCCGCAAGGACGAGCUGUACCUGGGGUCCAACGGCAGCAAGCGGCACAGGGACCAGAUCAACCAGAUGACCAUCGACCCAUUGCUAUAGCGCAGCUAGGUUUUCAAAGUGUGGCGUGGUGCAGGGACCACCGGUGGUCCGUGGGAGAGCUCAAGUUGUCCAUGAGGGGGAUUUCUGCCAGUGUAGUCAGUCUUUGCAAGACAAGCCCAGUGGGUGUAUUUGUAGAAUUAUUAAAAGGUUAAACCUGAGAAACACUGCUAAAGUGGGACAGGGACAGGGAUGACGAAGGGGGGCAGACAAACUUUGACCACUCUUUAAACAUUUUAAAUGUGUUCAGUGUUUUUUUCUAUAUUCUAUGUGACGUGCAUAAAGGAAUGUUUACAGAAUAGGAUGGAGUGUGCGCUAUCAAACUACACGUUGUCGAGAUGCCUUUUGAUGUGAAUUGUUAUUUAUGAAGUGAGCACACAACAACUGGACUGAUUUCCUGAAAGUGGGUGCUUAUGUUUUGUUUUGUUUGUUUGUUUAUGUUUUGUGGACCAUUUUCCAGUUGACAGUAACUUUCAGGAGCACCAUCAUUUCAUUUUACCUCUUCAUCUUCAUAAAACCAUGUAGCUUACCAUACAAAAGAUCGGACCCAUCCCAAAGUGCAGUACAAACUUGGACAAAAAGGUGUAAUCCUUUACCUAAGCCUCGACGCGGAUACAUUUGUAGUCACAAGAGAAUUAGCACCAGGCAGCUGAGCAUUUUUGCAGUGUAAAGGGAAAAUAUGAGACCAAUGACAGACAAAAAAAAUCACAGGAAACACCUCCUAUGGAACUGUGUAAGCAGGAAAUACCUGUCUUUUUGUCAGUAAAACCUGAGGUGAAAUCCUGAAGUGAAAGCAUUUAAAACAUAUAGAGGUAUUUAUUAGUUCUGUGGCGUACCGCAGAUGUGAGAAUAAAUGGAGGGUGACGAAAGAGCUCCUGACAGGGCAGGACUUGUAAUAUAGAAACAUGGCCAGUUUUAUGUGUAUUUGACAUUCACUGACAUUUGUGUACUGUGCACAUGUUAAUCUUUAUUUGGGAUUCAAGUUGGAAAGCUCAGGAAUCAUCAACAGAGAGUGCACACCGCUUGCAGCCCUGUUUGGAAUGUAGGGAUUUUAGAACUCAGAUUUCAAUUAACACACAAAGGCCCAGCUGCAACUAACUUUUCUCCAAGCAGUUGAAGUCCCCAAACUUGAUCCCCCCCCAAGAGAGAAAUCUACACCCUUGCACAUGGCGCAAGCAGUCCCCAGCUGUGGUUGUAACCAGAGCCGCUGACAGCUUUGGCCGGGCCCGGGACAGAGUAAUCUAAAAGUCCCCAAACCCAGUGUACAAUGUAAUAAGGACCCAAUUCUGGGCCCCCUGUCUCCCUGGCUCUGGGAAAACUGACCCCUUUGUGGCCUCCUGUCGGCUUCCCUGGCUGUGGCUCUGGGCUCCCGUCAGCCCCACUGUUAGAUAACCGCACCAAGGGCUGCAUUUGUCAUUGACUGAGAGCACUCAUCCGACAUCAGGAAAAAUACCCAGACAAGCCCCACAGCAUGUAACAGAGAUGUGGAGGGGCAUUCAGAUAGGAACUAAACGAGAAAGGCUGCUUUUACAAACACAAUACAGUACAUACACAGUAUUUGAAGAAGAGAUAGAACCAUGAAACUAUAAACGAUGAAUACAUGAAAGCUGCUUGCUGCACAGCAGCAGGAUCCCAAUGCGCUACAAAGUCUGGACACAUUUCAGAAUGUACAAGCGUGGUUAUCUGUUUGUUUGUAAACAUGUGUGUUUGGGAUUGAGAAAGGACCAAUAAGUAUUUGCUUGAUAUACAGUACAUAAGUACUAGUCAAGCGCUGUACAAACACUACCAUGGGAAUCCCAGAGCUUCUAAUAUUUCCUGAAAUCGUUAGGUUAGAACCAAUUUUAUUUGAUUUUAUUUAACUGUGAGUCUGGUGCUGCACUGUACUGUACUGUAAUGUGUACUUCGGGUGAGCUUUCAAAUGCACUGACGUGUGAUAAGAUGUGUUCGAUUACAAUACAAUUUUAAAAAUAUGAAAAGUGGCCCAAUUUACCUGAAUUCACCAUAUAUAUAUUUAGCUGGUGCCUGAUAGUACCAUCUGGUGUCUGAUAGUACCAUCCCAGCGUUGCGAUAUUAUUAGUGCAUUGUCUGGCCACCCCUUGGCAAGGAAGAGAACAGAAAUGGAGAUUGAUGUGCGAAGCCAAAGCCCCCUGGGCAGCCCUCUAAAGCCCUCCGAGGAGGCAGUAUAAGUGCUUGAAAUUGUUUUGUUCGAUACUUAAAAGGGCUAAACUACAGGAAUGACUCUGCGUAUGGCCAUUCCUCUGGAGACCAAUCUGUAUUUAUUUUUUUACGCUGCUGUCCUUUAAUCUUUUUGUUUGUUUGCACCACUGUGCAUUCCGGUAGGUCUACUUCGGUAGUCAUAGACGACAAGGUAUGAGUCUAUGUAGAUUUUACUAUCCUGCCACUGAUCUUUUUUUUCAUUAAAUAUUGUUUUGCUUCAGUAAGGUCACUAUUCAGCACACACAGUGGUUCACAAUGUUAUGGUGUUUUUUGAUGCUUGAAGACCAUUUUGACAUUCUUACUACACAUGUAAACCAGUAUUGUUAUUUAACAUAAAUAAAAAUGUAUGUAUU
Molecule: messenger RNA, 4050 nt
Organism: Engraulis encrasicolus (European anchovy)
Lineage: Eukaryota; Metazoa; Chordata; Actinopteri; Clupeiformes; Engraulidae
Gene: adora2b
Product: adenosine A2b receptor
Exons: 3
Coding region: 407-1483 (358 amino acids)
Biological process (GO): vasodilation; adenylate cyclase-activating G protein-coupled receptor signaling pathway; G protein-coupled adenosine receptor signaling pathway
Cellular component (GO): plasma membrane
Molecular function (GO): G protein-coupled adenosine receptor activity
Source: RefSeq, a predicted model, not a curated record